Molecule: messenger RNA, 5445 nt
Organism: Culex pipiens pallens (northern house mosquito)
Lineage: Eukaryota; Metazoa; Arthropoda; Insecta; Diptera; Culicidae
Exons: 8
Coding region: 115-5295 (1726 amino acids)
Biological process (GO): mitochondrial respiratory chain complex assembly; apoptotic process
Cellular component (GO): cytoplasm; mitochondrion
Molecular function (GO): NAD(P)H oxidase H2O2-forming activity; protein dimerization activity; FAD binding
Source: RefSeq, a predicted model, not a curated record
UUUCAACUCCGCGCUCAGAAAGUUCUUCCUCAAAAACCGCGUGUUUUGUUUUUUUUCUUCGAAAAAGAAAGAAAAAAGUUCUCGAAUUUCCCCAACAGCUACCGAACUAAAAACAUGAACGUGAUGAAGUCGUGCGUGCUGUGCCACAAACCUGCGGAACUAAUGUGCAGCCGCUGUUUCGCUUUCUACUGCACGAUGCAGUGCCAGAUCGAGGACUGGGAGAUUCACAAAAAGAGCUGCAUCGCACUGCCGAAACUGGUCCCGAACGCGAGCUACCUGAGCGUGCUGGGCGUUUCGCGCACCGAGUCGAUAUCCGCCGCCGGCCUGGGUCGGAUGUGGCAAAACAACGCCCGGGCGCUGAAGCCCCUCCGGAAGCCGAACAUUCCGCUGGGGACGAUCGAGGUGUCGCUGGACCGGGAGGCUACGGCGAAGCUUACGGAACCGGAGGCGGAGCCGGUCUCGAAGGAGAUUACCGUUACGGCGCCGGCGCCGUCCAGUUCCGUGGCCGAUGCGGUCGAGCGGGUGGCCAAGAUGAAGCUGCAGGAGGUCGAGAAGCAGCAGCAGGUUGAAGUUAAUGGGGGAGGGGCCAAGCCGCAAUCGUUGGCCAAGCUGAAGAUUGACAUAAUCAAGAAUCACCAGGUGAACAAGGGGAAGGUUGGGCCGGUCGUUGCGGCGGCGGCGGCUUCGCCGGAAGUGAAGGUUGUGCCGCAGCAACCAAGGCCGUGGCUGUUGCACUUUCCGAUCGAGAAGCCCGUCGGGGAGCCGUUUGAGGUGAUCGUUCAGUGUCUGGUUGGGUCGAACCGGGCCUGGGUCAUGUUGGCCAGUUACGAGGCGGAUAGCGACAAGCUGUUGAACGACAUCAACCAGCAGCUGGGCGCGGCCGGCGAACCGGUCAAGUAUGAUGAGGUUCAGGUCGAAGGCAUCUACGCGGCGCCGUACGAGAACUACUUCUACCGGGUUGUGGUGCUGGAAAAGACCGUCCCGUCGAAGGGCUUGCUCAAGGUUCGGCUGAUCGAUUACGGCAACGAGUUGGUCAUUCCGUCGACGGAGUUGCGACCGCCGCUGCUGUUGAUGAAGAAUCUGCGCGCGUUCGCGUUUCAGGUGGAGAUCGUCAAUUUGAGCCAUCCGCUCGAAGUCAACGAGCGCAUCCUGAUUCGGAUGAAGGACGCUGCGGUGGUUGAUGGCCGUAAGCUGGUGGAGAUCGUGCAGCCACCGGUGACGCCGUACCUGCUGGACAUGCUGGGCUCCGCCGAGGACAAGUUCGGCGAGGGGGGAAUUAUUGCGAUUCUGUCGUCGCGCACGGCCUUGGUCAUGGUGACCAGUGCCGUGGUGAAGCCGACCAUGAAGGUGCUGUACACCCAGCUGCCGGAGUUGGCUCCGAAGCAGUUCUUGCCGUUGGCCGAUAAGCUUAAGAUUGGCGAUCUGGUUUGUAUCGAGACCGCGGACGACGGUUGGUCCCGGGGACUGGUCGUGGAGCAGCACGACAAAAACUGGCUGUUUUACACGGUGGACAACGGAACGGUCGAGCUCAUCUCGGACGAGAAGCAGAUCCGAGCGCUGCCGGAGGAAUACAGACAGAAGCCGUACCUCGUUCUGCAGAUGGACCUCUCGCGGGUCAUCAUGAAGGAGCUCGAGUUCAAGCAGCGGUGCUACCUGCCAAGCUUUGCCUUCGGCUUUGAGCGACUUUCGUACGAUCAGCAGACUCGCACCAUGAAGGCAACCCUCAAGGACGUCGAGGGAAAGCGCCAGCUUGCCGAGGUCACCUUCCGGAACUUUGUCUGCGACCUCAAGCAGGUCGACAUCAACUACUGGCCGCACAUCCCGCAGGACAAAAGCAUCGUCCGGAUUACGUCCGUUCUGGACGCGUCCACGGUGAUCGUGUGCCCCAAAGACAAGAUCAACGUGUACACCGAGCUGCUACAAACGAUCCUCCCAGUGUUGAAGCCGCUUACGGCACCGCCCAAGCCCAACGAUGUCAUUGUUGGCGUUGAUGAACUCGCGAUGCCCUACCGGGCUCGAGUCUUGAAGGUCGUCUCCGCGAACGCCGUCGAAGUCCUCGAUCUGGACAACGGCACCAUCAAAACGGUCCCCGCGGACAAGUUGUACGGCGCCAACGGGUUCAUCCGCAACCUGCCGGUCUACCCGAUGAAGGUCAAAAUCCGCGACCUAGAUCCAACCGCCGUGAAGAACCCCGAACUGAUCAUCGAGCAGCUGCAAGACUUGCGGUCCGCCAAACGUCUCCUGAAGCAGCUGUUCGAGAGCAAGUCGUACAUGUACGACGGCGUCAAGCUGAUCGACCUGAACAUGAACCGCUCGCUGGGUGCCCUGCUGCUGGAGAACCACGACAAGAAGCUCAACGAGGCGGCCGAAGCCGAGCGAAAGAAGGCCGAAGCGGAGAAGCUCAAGCGCGAACAGGAGGAGGAAGCUGCACGGCAAGCCAAGGCCGAAGCUGAGCGUAAGAAGCGCGAACAGGAAGCGGAAAUCGAACGCCAGAAGGCCGAGCAGGAACGCAUGGAAGCCGAGAAGCGAAAGUUGGCGGAGGAACAGGCCAAGGCUGCUGCUGCUGCGGCCGCCGCCGCAGCCACCACCCCCACCAAGCUCACCUACAACGACCUCAAGCUGGUCAAACUGCCGGCGGGCACGCCGAACGUCAAGCUGUCCAUCCUGGACGACAGCGACGUGGGCCGCGGCAUCAUCACCGUGUGCGUGUUCGACGAGGAAAAUGCCGCCCACUACGACAAGCUGGACACGACGGUCAACAAGAUUGCGGCGACCAUCGGCGGGGACGGCUACGAUCCGGAGGUGGACGAGCUGUGCGUGGCGAUCUACGACGCGGACAAGCGCUGGUACCGGGCGCUCUGUCUGACGCCGCCGGACAGCGCCGGCGCCUUCAUGGUGCAGUUCGUCGACUACGGGAACGUGGCCACGGUGAAGCGGGCGGCGAUUCGCGCCAUGACGCCGGAGCUGAACUUUUCCUGUACGGCGCACACGUGCAAGCUGAAGGACCUGGAGAGCGCCAAGGGCAAGCUGGGCCAGCAGCAGCAGCAGCAGGGGUACGUCGUGGCGGCGGAGAUCGCGAUGGACGGGGAUGUUUAUCUGUUGAAGUCAAUGUUGGCCGUUUCCCGACUGACGAUCGGGCAGCUCCGCCCAAGGGUGGCUGCGAUCGGCACGAAAAAGUACUUUGCUGGUGGGACGACAUCCGGAGGGUGCACGUACAGUCGGCGCUGGUUCUCGAAAAAGGUAAAUGACUCGAUGGCGAAGGAGUUGGCGGCGCGACGCCGGAAGAUGCUCGCUUCCGGCGGUUGUUACAGCCCGCCGUACGAGGGUUGUAGCUCGGAGGAAGUGGCGGCGACGGGAGGAUGCCGGAUUGGGGUGCCGCUGAUCGGGGAGGACAUUCAGUACGGGGGUGGCGAUUGUGGUGGGAAGAGGAGCGCUGCGGAGCUCAAGAAACCUUCCUGCGAGCAAGAUUGUUCCGACGUGACGACCCGUCCCAAGUGUGAAGCUUCCCAGCCGCCAGCGAAGGAGCCCGACUUGAACAAAACAUCUCCGGCAUGUCCGCCGCCACCUCCGCCGUCGAAGGACAACACCGCGUACAUUAUCGGGGCCAUUGCGUUGACCGCAGGCGGAUUAGGCCUCGCCUACAAGAUGGGCCUGUUUGACGGAGAACCCACCGUGCAGCAGGUCGCCCCAGAACCCACCACGAGCUCAGGAACCAAGUCCAAACAGCGCUACCCUGCCUCGUCCAAAGACCUCCCCGGUGAGGUGCCCUACCUGCUGAUUGGCGGAGGAACCGCGAGCUUUGCCGCCUUCCGCGCCAUCAAAGGUCACGACGCGAAGGCCAAAGUGCUGGUCAUCAGCAACGAGCCGGAGAUGCCGUACAUGCGACCGCCCCUCUCCAAGGAGCUGUGGUUCAACCCGGAAAAGACGGACCUGGAACCGCUCAAGUUUAAACAGUGGAACGGCGUCGAGCGGAGCAUCUACUACGAGCCGGAUGACUUCUACAUCGAUCCGACGAAGCUGGCCGAGGCGCCGAACGGAGGGGUGGCCAUCGCGAGGGGUUACGAGGUGCAGCGGAUUGACGUGGUCAAUCGGAAGGUCGUGUUGACGGAUGGGACCGAGAUUAAGUACGGCGAGUGUCUGCUGGCGACCGGGGCGCGGCCGAAGAAUCUGCCGGUGUUCGAGUCGGCGCCGCUGGCCGUCAAAGAACAUCUGACGAUGUUCAAGAGUGUGAGUGACUUUGAAGAACUAAGCCAGAAGUUGAAGCCAGGCAGUAAGGUGGCCGUCGUCGGUGGGGGAUUCCUCGGCAGUGAAAUGUCCUGCGCGUUGGCAAAGUUCAGCGACAUCCGGGAGAAGAACCUCGAAGUUUACCAGCUGUUCCACGAGGAGGGAAACAUGGGCAAGAUCUUGCCGGAAUAUCUUAGCCAGUGGACGACGGAUCGCGUUCGCGAGGAGGGCGUCAAGGUUUGGCCCAAGACGCAGAUCAAGGCCGUCGAAGUGCAGGACAAGAAGCUCAAGCUGACGCUGACGGACGAUAGCAGUUUGGUGGUUGAUCACGCGAUCGUGGCCGUUGGUUCCGAGCCGAACACGGACUUGGCAAAGACGUCGAACUUGGAGGUUGAUCCUACGAUGGGAGGUUUCGUGGUGGACGCCGAGUUGCGGGCACGAUCACAUCUGUACGUGGCCGGUGAUGCCGCGUGCUUCUACGACCCCAAGCUGGGACGACGACGGGUAGAACAUCACGACCACGCGGUCGUCUCGGGACGACUUGCCGGGGAAAACAUGGCCGGAAAGAACAAACCGUACACCCACCAGAGCAUGUUCUGGUCGGACCUGGGCCCGAAAAUCGGCUACGAAGCGAUCGGCAUCAUCGACUCGGCGCUCCCCACGGUAGCGGUCUUUGCCAAGGCCAGCCCCGCCCAAAUCAUCCCGGACACGAGCGAAAAGCUGCAGGCGGCCAACGCCACCAUCAUUCCUGCUUCGGCGACCCAAACCCCGUCGAAUUCCUCGGUCCUGAACCACACCAGCGUUGUGAAGGCGGAAGCGAUGCCAUCGAAACCUGCGGAACCUGCGCGCGAAGACGCGGACGACUUCAACAAGGGCGUGAUAUUCUACCUGCGGGACGAGAAGGUCGUCGGGGUGCUGCUGUGGAACAUUUUCAACCGGAUCGGGACGGCGCGGAAGAUUGUGGCGCAGCACACGCGGUACGACGAUUUGAACGAGGUGGCGAAGCUGUUCAACCUGCACGAUCGGCCGGAAGCGGAGGAGGUGGAGGAGAAGGAGGAGGCGAAAAAUUAAAGUUGUUGAAAGCGCGCAAAAUUGUCAGUAAUUUAACCUUCGUAACCAGUGUAAAUUUAUUUGUAGUAGCAACUGUGUGGUGCAUUUUUCUUUUAUAAAGAUAUUUGAUUGCGGAUGUUGGCCGGAAGUAAACGGAAGAUUGUCAUCGAA